Molecule: messenger RNA, 1902 nt
Organism: Exophiala spinifera
Lineage: Eukaryota; Fungi; Ascomycota; Eurotiomycetes; Chaetothyriales; Herpotrichiellaceae
Exons: 4
Coding region: 1-1902 (633 amino acids)
Biological process (GO): proteolysis
Molecular function (GO): serine-type endopeptidase activity; tripeptidyl-peptidase activity
Source: RefSeq, a predicted model, not a curated record
AUGGCACUGUUCACUUCGCCCGUCGGGCUCACAACUGCGUUGUCCCUGUGGGCAUGCUUUUCGUCUCUCGCUACUGCUGGGCCUGUUGUCCGCCGUUCUGAUCUCGCUAUCAAAGACUAUCAUCCGGCACCGAGAGCAUGGUCAAAUAUCGGACCUGCUCCUGAAGACCACUUGAUUCAUCUGAAGAUAGGCUUGUCGCAGGGACGAUUCAACGAGCUCGAACGCCAUCUCCAUGAAGUUUCCGACCCGUCCCACGUUCGUUAUGGACAACAUCUGUCGGCUGAAGAGGUUCAUGAGCUCAUCAAGCCUUCCGACGACACUUUUGCCGCCGUCCACGACUGGUUGGAAGAAUAUGGCGUGGAUCUCGGGCAGUUGAAAUAUAGUCCUGCGAAGGACUGGGUGUCCGUGACACUCCCCGUGCACGAAGUUGACACCCUCCUCAACACCGAGUACUCGGUCUAUGAGCACCUUGACGGAUCGACGUUGGUCCGUACCGAGGGCUACUCGCUCCCACUCCACCUUCACAAGCACAUCAGCACGAUCCAGCCGACCAACUCAUGGGCGCGACUUGCAGGAGGCAAGGAGAGGAAGAACGAGCUCCGGAAGCGUAGCACUGGUUUGGCGAAACGCACGUCUCAUGCCCAGGUUGCCGCUGAAUGGGGACCUCCCCCAGCCCCAAUCCCCCUUCCUACCAACGCGACAGUUGAGGCCGUAUGCAACUUCACCGCAGUGACGCCAGACUGCUUGAGGACGUUAUAUGGCACCAUCGAUUACGAGGUCAAGGCUGCAGGCAAGAACAAGAUGGCACAUACCAGCUACCUUGGGGAAGCUUCGAAUCGAUCCGACAUCAGUAUCUUUUUGUCCAAGUACCGUCCAGAAGCCCAAUCAUAUGCAUAUGAAUUUCCGGAAAUCUCAAUUGCAAACGGUGCUGUUGACAACGGUACAAACGUGGCGGCCGACGCUCUUGACAGAGAAGCAAACUUGGACUCUGAGUACAUGAUUGGUAUUGGCUACCCUACUCCGCUCACGACUUACAACACUGGCGGCGAGCAACCAGGAUUCACCCCCGAUCUCAAUACUCCGACAAACAGCAAUGAGCCGUAUCUGACAUGGACCACGUACAUGGCUGGCCUACCUGACUCCGAAAUUCCCCAAGUCAUUUCGACAUCGUAUGCCGAUGAUGAACAGACUGUCAGCGAGUCGUUUGCCAAGACCGUGUGCAACCAAUUUGCCCAACUUGGAGCCCGUGGUGUGACUAUGCUCUUCGCCAGUGGUGACUUUGGAGUUGGUGUUGAUGGUACCUGCUACAGCAACGUCGAUAACACCACGGCCAUGUUCAUACCCAAUUUUCCAUCAUCCUGCCCCUACGUGACCACGGUCGGCGCCACGAGAAACUACCCCGAAGUCGCGGCCGAUAGGUUGUUGCAGUCAGGGCUGACCUUCAAGAGCGGCGCAGGGUUCAGUAACUACUUCCCUCAGCCCGCAUGGCAAGCAGCUGCAGUUGACAGCUACGUGGGCAGCCUGGAUGGUCUCCACGACGGCCUGUACAACAAAUCAGGACGUGCAUACCCCGAUAUCUCGUGUAUUGGACAAGUCUUCCCUACCAUCUGGAACGGCUCGACGCUCGGGCUUGUCGGAACAUCGGGAGCUUCGCCCAUCUGCGCUUCGAUCUUCACUCUUUUGAACGACGCGUUGAUCUCAGAAGGCAGGCCCGUUUUGGGUUGGAUCAACCCUUGGCUGUACAGCAAGGGGUACGAACUGUUCACCGAUGUCACGAGCGGUAAUUCUUCAGGCUGUAACACAACUGGCUUUCCUGCCACGCCAGGUUGGGAUGCUGUCACUGGGUUCGGAACGCCUUAUUUCCCCAAGCUCCUUGAAGCUUUUGGUCUCAAGAAGGAUUGA